Molecule: messenger RNA, 2808 nt
Organism: Nanorana parkeri
Lineage: Eukaryota; Metazoa; Chordata; Amphibia; Anura; Dicroglossidae
Product: protocadherin alpha-3-like
Exons: 4
Coding region: 4-2808 (934 amino acids)
Biological process (GO): homophilic cell-cell adhesion
Cellular component (GO): plasma membrane
Molecular function (GO): calcium ion binding
Source: RefSeq, a predicted model, not a curated record
GAAAUGUCCAGUGCAACCUUGGAUUCUCAAUUUAAAAACAGGAUUGUCCAUUUUUUGUUGCUUCAAAUGUUUUGGGAUGUGGUUCUGUGUCAGCUGCAUUAUAUCAUCCCAGAGGAAUCUAAACAUGGCACCUUUGUUGGAAGAAUUACACAGGAUCUGGGACUGGAUUUAGGUGAGAUUAAUUCCAGAAUGUUACGUGUUGUCUCUAGAGAUGAUAAGGAAUAUUUUCAGGUGAAUCUGCAAAAUGGAAUUCUGUUUGUUAAAGAUACAAUAGACAGAGAGUUGCUAUGUCCAGGCAUACAGUUGUGCAUUAUUCCUCUGCAGGUUAUAGUGGAUAAACCUGUACAGAUGUAUCUUGUAGAUAUAGAGAUAGAAGAUAUAAAUGACAAUAGACCAGCAUUUCCAUCCUUUGUGAGUAACCUUAUGAUAUCUGAACUAAUGCCUGCAGAAUCUCGUUUUCAUGUUGAGGUAGCAAUGGAUCCAGAUCUUGGAACAAAUGCUAUUACAAAUUAUGAGCUCAGUGCAAGUGAUUAUUUUGCACUAGAUUUUCAGAAAUACAUGAAUCAGAUUAGAUCAUUAGAACUUGUAUUAAAGAAAUCUCUAGAUAGAGAAAAGCAGUCUAUUCACAAUCUCACACUUACAGCUUAUGAUGGUGGCAAGCCAAGAUUAAGUGGUACAUCUGAAAUCAUAAUCACAGUAGAAGAUGUUAAUGAUAAUGCUCCAACAUUUAAUCAGCCAUUUUAUCAAGCUAGUGUGGUUGAAAAUGCUCCCAAAGGAUCAUUAGUAAUAAAACUAAAUGCCACAGAUUUAGACCAAGGGAAAAAUGGUGACAUUUUAUAUUUAUUUAGCAAAACAGCUAAGGAAGAUGUCAGCAACAUUUUUAGUUUAGAUAUGUAUACAGGGGAAAUAGAAGUGAUUGGAGAAGUGGAUUUUGAGCAGGCACAAAUGUAUGAAAUACAAAUUGAUGCUAAGGAUAACGGGGAUGUUCAAUUAAUUGGACAUUGUAAAGUUCUAGUGGCUGUUGUAGAUGUAAAUGACAAUUCUCCUGAGGUGACAGUAACUUCACUUGCCGUACCUGUUCCUGAGGACUCUCCACAGGGAACAACUGUUGCCAUCAUAAGUGUGCAUGACAAAGAUUCAGGAAUAAAUGGAAAAGUUAGUUGUAACAUCAUUGAUUCAUCACCCUUCAAAAUACACCCAGCAUUUAAGAAAGAUUUUUCACUAACUGUAAAUGGGAAGUUGGAUCGAGAAGUAACAUCUCAGUAUGAAGUUGUAAUCAUAGCAAGAGAUGAGGGAACACCACCACUGUCAGUUUUAAAGACUCUUAAAAUUGAUAUUAGUGAUAUGAAUGACAAUGCCCCAUUAUUUCAGAAACUUUUUGAUACAAUCUUUAUCAAGGAAAACAAUCCACCAGGUGCUCAUGUCUAUACAGCAUCAGCAUCUGACCCAGAUGUGGGGCAGAAUUCCUUCAUCACAUAUUCUAUCAGUGACAGCGCUGUGGAUGGGAUCCCCAUAAAUUCUUAUGUGUCAAUCAAUCCAGAGAAUGGAAAAUUAUUUGCUUUAGUUUCAUUUGACCAUGAACAAGUGACUUAUUUCCAGUGUCACAUAAAAGCAACUGAUGCGGGUCUACCUCCACUGAUUUCAAACCUUACUGUUAAUAUUUUCAUAGAUGAUAUCAAUGACAAUGCUCCCACUUUUAUGCCACUUUUUCCUGCUUUGCCAAUAAGAACACCAAAGACAACUCAGCCUGGACACUUGGUUACUAAAGUAAGAGCGGUAGAUAUUGAUUCAGGAUACAAUGCUCUGUUAUCAUAUCAUUUUAAAGAUCUCACAGGAAAAACUCCAUUUGUUAUAACUCAGCAAACAGGAGACAUUGGAUUAAAGCGGACAUUUACAGAUUCAGAUAAUGAAGAAUAUAGACUAAUAGUGGUAGCUCGAGACCAUGGAGAGCCAGUCAUGACAGCAGUAACAGAAAUUGUCAUCAUCUUGGUGGAAUCUGGAGAGGAAAUUAUGGAUGACAAUCAGGAGUCCAAAGGAAUAACUGAAGAAUUUACAGAAGCUAACAUCUACUUAGUGGUUGCAAUCUGUGUGAUAGCAAGUAUAUUUCUCAUUACAAUAAUUGCCUUUACAGUAUUAAGAUGGCAAAAAUGGAGAGAUGAAGUCAAUGACCUGAAGGAAAAUUACAAGAUCUGCACCAACACUGCGGGUAGUUGGGUAUACUCUCAACAAACUCAGUACAGAGUAUGUUCAAACUCAUUACAGCGGAAGAGUGACUUAAUCGUUUUCACUCCAAAUAGCUCUCAAAUGCCAAAUAAUGAAGAGCAUGCAAACCAACCAGUUGCUCAGCUAAAUGCAUCAUAUCAGUGUGAAGAAACAAUUGAUUGCACAUUCUUAUGGUUUAUUGGAUUGUAUGAACUGCUAUACUACAACCAGUCUGCUUGUCCUGGAAGACGCAUUGUAUUCACCUCACUCUACCUGAAUAACCUGGCUCUAGACUCUGCAUCUGUUAUCCCAUCAGGGGAACCCAGAGCAUGGGCGAACAGUUACCUGGAAAAAGAAGAUCCAAUGUUAAACUCCUUUGACAAUUGUUGGGCCGCUAUGUCCUUGCUAUAUGAAGAUCCUUGCAAACAACUCACUGCCGAAUCUGUCAUCAGAAGUCUAAAACAAGGGAAAAGACCUGUGGAAGACUAUAUUGCAGAAUUUAAAAGAUGGGCAAGGGAGACCGAGUGGAAUGAUAUUAGCCUGAGAAAUGAAUUCCGACUCAGUCUCUCGGAAUUGCUCAAGGACGAACUGGCUAGAGCUGGCUAG